AUGGCGGGUCCGGAUGCCGGAUGUUCGCAGCAGAGCGUAACGACAGAUGGUAUCGGGGCUGUCACAGAACCGCCGCCGCCACGGCUUCUUCGCGGCCGAUCAUCUCGUCGCCUCCGUCUUCUUCUCUCCAUCUUCCAUCGCCAGACUGGGCUCAUCCUGGCGAUCAUCAUCAUUAUCAUCAUCUUGACAACCGGAGAGAGAGGAAUGGAGCAAUCAAUGCACGGAGCAGCACAUCGCCGCCACAGCGGACCGCGUUGGCUUGUCCAAGACAGGAAUGGUCCAGCUAAGAGAUGCUCUCUAGAGACUCCAGACUCCCGGCCACUCCACGUGUCUUCCGUGGAUCCACGAUAUCUUAGAGUAAGAUUCCAGGGCCUCCCGUCCCCGAGCCCGACUCACUGCACGCUGGUUGGUCCGGAUUCCGGAUUCUCAUCGCUCGAACAUCCAGUUUCCAUGCACUACCCCAUUAAUAAUGCCGUCCCCUGCAAGUCGCUCACUCCCAUUCAGUCGGGUAUGCGCAGUCUUUCUCGGCUCCCCGGAGGUUCACCUCACCGUAAGGAGCUCAUUAUGACGGACCACCCCGAUGCCCCGUUCUGUCAUCCUGAUCGAGGGAAAGAACUCCGCCAGCGGGUCCGUCUGGAACUUUCGUCUACCGAAGCCUGA
Messenger RNA from Aspergillus heteromorphus CBS 117.55, 660 nucleotides. RefSeq lists its product as uncharacterized. The record is from RefSeq and is a predicted model, not a curated record. The transcript has a single exon. NCBI's taxonomy places the organism in Eukaryota, Fungi, Ascomycota, Eurotiomycetes, Eurotiales, Aspergillaceae. The coding region runs from base 1 to 660 and encodes 219 amino acids.